AUGAGGCUGAAACCCCACGAAAAGGUUCCGAAGUUUGGUAGCGAGAAAUUAAUCCUUGCCGAGCACAUUGACAAUUAUUUCUGCCCACUCGAUGUGCUCGUCAAUUCAAAAUUCUUGUAUGCGAAAGAGGGGUCUAGACAACAUAUACAAGAUCACGUCCUCAAUGCAAGGGACCUGAUUAGAAUACUGUCCAAUGCCAUUGCAGUGAAAGCAUAUCAUCUCCACCAAGACAUAAGAACAAGUGCAUACUCGCAAAAGUCUACUCUAAGUGACCUUCAAAACGCAGGUGCCACCAAAAAGCUCAAGCCCCUCGCUGGCUUACACCCUGACAUCUAUUUGGCACGGCAUUUGUUCACUCUAUUUCAAGCAACACGGAAAGAGUGUUCACUCAGCCCCCAGUUAAUUGCUAAAAUACUCUUCGCAACGGCACGCCCAAAUUGGUCAAUGUGCGGUCGAAAAAUUACCCACGAAUAA
Morchella importuna is the source of this 474-nucleotide messenger RNA. RefSeq lists its product as uncharacterized. The transcript has 6 exons. Lineage: Eukaryota; Fungi; Ascomycota; Pezizomycetes; Pezizales; Morchellaceae. Bases 1 to 474 code for a protein of 157 amino acids. The record is from RefSeq and is a predicted model, not a curated record.